UCUUCUGGCGGAACACUGGAGGAAGUCAAAUCUACAGCAAUGGUAGCGACCUUGUACAGAGCGUGGUGUCCACAACAAUUUCAUUAGUUAACCACCUAAAAUGCUCCUAUAUCAAACACACGAAGUGUCGGUUUGUAUUUAUAGUGCCCCAUUUCAAGGUUAGCAAGAUGUUUUCAUUCGUCAAGGCUGCUGUCGGCGGAUUGACCGGUAUCUGUAAAGCCCCCGGUCACCGACAAGGUCCUUUGUACAACCAUUUGAAAGUCCUAGCUGCUGGGUUUAAAACGUAUGAAAUCCCUCCAGACUACAGUGAUGUGGUGCUGCCAGAGAAACCCAAACUGAAGUUUAUGAACAAGGUUCCUAACCUUAAAAGGGCUAGGAAAGAAAUGAAGAAGCUGCGCGAUAUCCAAGGCCAAGCUAAGGCAGCAAAUGCCUUCACUACAGGACAGUAUGCUAUUGUGGCCAUGGGAGGAGGCUACCUCCAUUGGGGUCACAUAGAAAUGAUGCGUCUGACCGUCAACCGCAAGAUGGAUUCCCGGACUACAUUUGCCCGCUGGCGCAUCAAUGCCCCGUAUAAGCCAAUUACACGUAAAGGCCUGGGUCAGCGCAUGGGUGGGGGGAAGGGAGCCAUCGACCACUAUGUGACACCUGUCCGCUAUGGUCGUUUCAUCGUGGAGGUGGGAGGAAAGGUGGAGCUGGGGGAGGUUGAGCAUAUCUUGACUGAAGUGGCAAAGAAGCUACCCUUCCCUGCCAAGGUAAUGAGCAGAGAGAGCCUAGCAGCCCUGCAAAAGAAACAGGCUGAUAUGGAGCAGAACAACCAGAAUCCCUGGACCUUUAAGAUGAUAGCGCAGGGCAACAUGCUGGGUAUCAGGAAGGCAAUCAGUCCAUUUGAUCUGCACAACCAUGGACGCUUCACAGGCAAAUUUCACCUCCCGGGAAGGGUUUGACAGACACAAUGUCAUACUGUGACACUAUCCAGACUACACCGUUGAAGAGGCAACCAACAUUUUGGAGACCAUGUGUGGGGAAUUUUUUUUUUUCUUUUUUUUUUUUAUGGAAACAUAUUUGUGAAUUUGACCUUUUGUUAAAGGAGCUUUCUUUUCUUUAUCUGUUUAAAAAAAAUAAAAUAAACUAGAUUAUGUAUUUCAGUUUGACAUGGUGACUCAAAUAUUGUGUGACAAUAUUGUAUUUCUGUCUAAUCAACAGCAAAAAAGAUAGAUGUGAAAGAAUUAACAACAAAUGAAAAACAAAAUAGUUAAUUGUACAGUAUUUACUACAGAUUUACUGAUCAAAAAACGAAAUAAAUAAAUAAAACGUAUGUAUGUAAUAAGAAAAAAUGUAACAGCUAUAAAUGUGUUUAGAAGAGGCUGCCAACCACAGUCACAACCAGUCACAGCUCUGAAGGAAUGAUGGUUUUCCAUGGCUGUCGCUAGAGGCGGUGGUCAUACCACUACAUACAGCACCCUGUCAUUUGCUGCAGAUCAUUACACUUCUUAUUCAGAGAUGGGGUUGAAAUAAACAUGAACAUUUUUUUUGUUAGUUUGUAGAUUUUGAACAUUUUCUAAUGUGUAACAUUGAACAACUACUCUACAUUUCCUAUUGGGUUUUGACAGCACAUCUGCAUGAAUCUGGACGUAUAAUUCUUCUGCAGUUCACGUUGUUUAAUGAAAAAUGCCAGUUUAGGGGGUAUUGCCUAAUUUAAUUGUCCUACUUGUGCAAAUAUCUAUUGACGUGUGUGAGCUCGUUGUUCACUAGCUGAUGCUGUUAACGCUUUACGUUUGUUAUUGUCCCAUUGAAUGAAGACGUGCAAUUCAAUUCAG
Molecule: messenger RNA, 1817 nt
Organism: Seriola aureovittata
Lineage: Eukaryota; Metazoa; Chordata; Actinopteri; Carangiformes; Carangidae
Gene: mrpl16
Product: mitochondrial ribosomal protein L16
Exons: 5
Coding region: 168-944 (258 amino acids)
Biological process (GO): mitochondrial translation
Cellular component (GO): ribosome; mitochondrial large ribosomal subunit
Molecular function (GO): structural constituent of ribosome; rRNA binding
Source: RefSeq, a predicted model, not a curated record